AUGGGAGAAAUGUUUCGAGGGAAAGAUAUGUCAUUAGGACAACUUAUUGUUCCAUCAAAUAUUGCUAUUGAAACUGUAGAAAGAAUUGGAAAAUUAGGAAUAAUUCAAUUUAUAGAUCUUAAUGAUAAUCUAGCAAGUUUUGAUAGAAGAUUUAUUAAUGAAAUUAAAAGAUGUGAAGAAAUAGAACGAAUUAUCAGACUAUUUGAAGAAACUAUUUCGUUUGAAGAAAGUAGAGAUGGUUUUAAUAAGGUAUUUAAAAGAAAUAGUUUGGCUGUAGACUUAUUACCAAUUGCAACAGCUGAUGCUCAACAAUCUGAAUUAAGUUCUGAACAACUAGUAUUAAAAAUAAGAACAUUUGAUAAUGAUCUUAAACAAUUAAGUUCUGAUGUUGUUUCAGCUGAACGUGCGGUUAGUGGAAUUCAUGAAGCUAUUUCAUUAGCUGAACAUAUUACUGAAUUAAUUGGCCAAGAUAUUGAUCAAAUGACAGCACAAUCAUUAAAGUAUCUGGUUGGGAUUAUAGAUACAUCUAAAUGGGAAUCAUUAAGAAUGGUUAUUUGGAGAGUGUCUCGUGGGUUUGUAGUUACAAGAUCAGCUCCAAUUGAUAAUAGAAGAACUGGAUUUGUUGUGUUUGUACAAGGAGAUGAAGUAUUAAAUAAAUUAAAUCAAAUAUGUUCAACGUCUUCAGCUAGAAUUUUUGAUUCAAUGCCAAUCGAUGUUAUUGAACGUAUAAAUUAUAUUAACGAAAAAGGACAAGAAUUAAAUGAACUGACAGAUGUAUUAAAUGGAGCAUUAGAAGCUAAAAGACAAUGCCUUCGUUUAAUUGCUAGUGAUAUUAAUAUUUGGAAUGAAGUUAUUGAAAGAGAACGUCAAGUUUAUUUUACUCUUAAUAUGUUUUAUGUUGAUGAAGGACAUUCUCAUUUAUGUGGAGAAGGAUGGUUUCCAACAGAUCAAUUUAAUGAAAUUAAUAGGGCAUUGGAAGAAAUAGAAGGACCAAUUAAACCAUUAUUUGGAGUUAUUCAACCACAUCCAAAUGCUAUUCCACCAACAUACAUUCCAACUACAUCGUUUAGUCAGUGUUCACAAGAUCUUUGUGACUCUUAUAGUAUUCCAAAAUAUGGAGAAGUUAAUCCAGGAUUUCUGUAUAUUAUUACAUUUCCAUUUUUAUUUGGAGUAAUGUUUGGGGAUAUAGGACAUGGUACUAUUGUAUUUUUAUUUGCUCUUGUAAUGAUUAUAUUCCAAAAGAAAAUUGAACUUACAAAAAGAAAUGAAAUAUUUGAUAUGUUGUUUGGAGCACGAUGGAUGAUUUUAUUAAUGGGAUUAUUUUCUAUUUAUUGUGGUGCUUUAUAUAAUGAAUUUUUUGGAAUUGCUAUUGAUUUAUUUGGAACGUCAUGGAAUAAAGAAAAUGGAUUAUUUUAUGAACGAAGUAACCCAAAUUAUGUUUAUCCAUUUGGUGUUGACCCAAUAUGGAAAUCAUCUAAUAACGAAUUAUAUUUUUACAAUUCAUUAAAAAUGAAAAUGUCAAUUCUUAUUGGAGUAGGGCACAUGACAAUAGGAAUUUGGAUUUCAUUGAUAAAUCAUAUUCAUUAUAAGAAUUUAAUAGAUGUAGUAUUUCAAUUUCUUCCAGAAAUAAUAUUUAUGAAAAUGUUCCAAAAUUUUGGAAUAGUAACAGAAUCAAAUCAUAUGUUUUGGGGACAAAGUUUUAUUGAACCAAUAUUAUUUAUAUUCACAAUAUUAUCAGUUAUUGCAAUGAUGAUUCCAAAACCAAUUCUUAUAUAUAUAUUAAAAAAGAAAGAUCAAAAAAGAAAUGAAAAUGGACAAGGUCAAGAUAAUUAUUACCAAGCAUUUAAUCAAGAAAAUAAUGAUUUUAUUACUGAAGAUAUGAGACAAGAAAAUAAUGACAUUCCUUAUCUUCCAAGUGAAAAUGAUGGAUAUAUUUUAACAAAUAAUAAUACUAUUGAAGAGUUACAAGAACAAUUUGAAAAUGGAGAUGGAAUGAGUUUAUUAGGAAAUGAAAAUAAAUCUAAUAAAAAAGAUAGUUUAUUGUCAGAUGAAUCAAAAUUUCCAAGAAUUCUUAAAUUAAUUAAGAAAAAGAAUCCAAAUUAUACAUUUAAUGAAAAAGAAUGGAUUAGAAUAAGAGAUGAUCCAGAUGAUGAAAAUGGUAAUAAUUUAUUAGAAAUUAUUAUUUUUAAUACUAUUCAUGCUGUUGAAUUUAUUCUUGGAUGUAUCUCUAAUACUGCUUCUUAUCUUCGUUUAUGGGCAUUGUCAUUAGCUCAUGCACAAUUAGGUUCUGUUUUCUUAGAAUAUGUAUUUUAUACUCUUCUUGAACUUAACAAUUUCUUCUUAACCUUUAUUGGCUUUGCUGUAUUUGCAUUAAUUACUCUUGGUAUUCUUAUUGGAAUGGAAUCUCUUUCUGCAUUCCUUCAUACAUUAAGACUUCAUUGGAUAGAAUUCCAAAACAAAUUUUAUCUUGGUGAUGGUGUUAAAUUUGUUCCUUUCCAAUUGUCUACAAAUAAUAAAUUAUUUAAUUAA
Molecule: messenger RNA, 2529 nt
Organism: Entamoeba dispar SAW760
Lineage: Eukaryota; Evosea; Mastigamoebida; Endamoebidae
Product: vacuolar ATP synthase subunit A, golgi isoform, putative
Exons: 2
Coding region: 1-2529 (842 amino acids)
Biological process (GO): proton transmembrane transport; vacuolar acidification
Cellular component (GO): vacuolar proton-transporting V-type ATPase, V0 domain; vacuolar proton-transporting V-type ATPase complex
Molecular function (GO): proton-transporting ATPase activity, rotational mechanism; ATPase binding
Source: RefSeq, a predicted model, not a curated record